Molecule: messenger RNA, 1118 nt
Organism: Musca domestica (house fly)
Lineage: Eukaryota; Metazoa; Arthropoda; Insecta; Diptera; Muscidae
Product: alpha-tocopherol transfer protein
Exons: 6
Coding region: 209-1036 (275 amino acids)
Cellular component (GO): membrane
Molecular function (GO): phosphatidylinositol bisphosphate binding
Source: RefSeq, a predicted model, not a curated record
CUAAGCGAUAAAAAAUACAGAUAAUCAAUUCUGACUCAAAACAAAGACCUUGCUAUUGCAUCGGAAAGAGUUGACUGCAAACAAGGUCCAUAAACACGCAGCUAACUACGACCAGUUAUUGCAAUUAUCACAAUAUCAACAGUAUUUAUAAAGCGUUCGACUAACAAUCAAUUGCGUUUAGCAAAAAAAAGCAAAUAAACAAAAAAUAAUGGAAAUAUUUGCAAACCAAGAAAUUGAAAGUGAUUUGAAUCUAUUGCAACAAUGGUUUGAGGAUCAUGAAAAAUUACCCAAGAAAAUAGAUCGCAUUUACUUGGCCAGAUUCUAUUAUCGCUCCGACAAAGAUGUUGAAGCGACAAAACAAUUGUUGCUCGGUCAUUAUGAUAUUCGCAAGAAAAAUUCAAAAAUUUUCUUUAACCGUGAUCCAGAUAGUCAGAAUGCUUUAAAUACCGCUGAAUUUGUACAUUUUGUUACACUGCCUGGCCUGACCCCGGAUAAAAGUCAAGUAAAAUUGAUUAAAUUAAAAAGUUCCGAUACAAAUGAGGUUCACUUUGCGGAGGACUUGGCAAACCUCAUUAUGGCUCAUGAUGGUGCUGCUUCAGAUGCCGAUUUGAUGAUCGAUGAUGUACCCUAUUUCGCUGAGAGUUUAAUACAAAUUGUGGACUUGGAUGGUGUUUCAAUGAAACACAUGACACAUGUCUCGCUGUCACCAUUACUUGCAUUUUCGAAAUUUAUGCAAAAAUAUUGUCCGGUCAAGAUUACAACAAUCCACCUUAUAAAUUGUCCGGCCUAUGUGAAUAAUAUGUUUGCCGUGGUCAAACCAAUGCUGCGUAAGGAAACUAUUGAUAAGGUUCAUUUUCACGUCCACACUGUAGAAAGUCUCUUUGAGUUUGUUCCCCAGGAUAUGAUGCCUGCAGAGUAUGGUGGUAAGGCAGGCUCGGUUGAUGAUUUAUCCGAGGAAAUGCAAAAUUCCUUACGAAGCAAAAGGGAUUAUCUCAUUGACCCAAAUUACUGGACUAUUACGAAAAAGUCUAAAUAAAUUUGAGACACAUUGAAAUCUCAUUAGAUAACUUCAAAAAAAUUAUGCAAAAAAAUAUUUUAAAUAAAAAAUCGGAAAAACU